UAUUUAUUUUUAGAUCUGGAGCAUCACUUAUCAUAGUUGGCUCACUUUUAUCCUUCUUAUUUGGUCUUACAUAUUAUGGCUAAUGCCAAAUACACGUCAAGCUUGUCUUUCUUCAUCACCUGCUUUAAUAAUAUAUGCUACAAUCUUGUUACUGAUUCAAUAUAUUUUUAGUCUUAAUUUGAAUGAAGAUGAAUUACCAUCAAAACUGGAAGUUGUUAAUCUUGCUCAAAUUGGAAUAAUAAAAUAUUAUGAUAUGUCUUAUAAACCAUUAUUUGUUAAGACUUUAUAUACUAUGAUGUUUUGGAUAACUCUUCAUCAAUAUGUUAGAAAAAAGCAUAGAACAUCUCAAAAUCAAUUAUCUGAAGAUACACAAAAGCAGUUAAGUAAAAUAAUUUCUGCAGGAAAAAUUCCAUCACAAUUUUUUUGUAUGCAAAUAAUGAAACAGCUUAUGAUUAAAUACUGGAUUUGGGUUGUUUUAUUCAUGUUGAUGUUUUUGUCUCUCAGCGGUUCUCGUGUUGUAUUAUAUCGGAUAAUUUACAUGGCACUGUUUCUGUUUUUCAUAUUAGUUUUUCAGCUUUCAUAUCGUUUAUGGAGAUUUGUUAUGUAUGGAUUUUGGCUUGUUGUAAUUAUUUAUUCCAUGUUAGUUUUGUUCUCAAUUUAUACCUAUCAAUUUCAAAAUUUCCAGUAUUAUUGGAGAGACUAUUUAAAUAUUUCAUUGGAAUUACAAAAUGAUAUUGGAUUAGAAAAAUAUGAAGAAGAUCCUUGGUCCUUAUUUCUUAAAUUACUCCCAUCAACUUUGUUCUUAAUUAUUACAAUUAUACAACUACACCACUUUCAUAAAGAGUUUUUAUUAAUGAGCAGCUUGAAUAAUAGAUCAGUCGAAACUAAUGAAACUAAUCAAAGCAGUUUAGCAUUUAGAAUUGAUUCAAAACAAAUACAUUCUAACAAUGGAGAAUGUUCUCUGGCUGUAGAAAAUUUGUUUCAGGAGGAUGAAAAUCCAAAUACAAGAAAAAAAAAAUUAUUGGAAAAUGUCAAAGAAUCACAAAACAAUGAAGAAAUAAAUAUUGAAAAAUCAUUCUCUGAAAUCUCACAACAACCACAUUUUGUUCAAGAAGAUACACAAACAAACAGAUUUACUGGAUUUACAAAGGAAAAAAUUAUAGAUAUAUUUAAAAAUAUUUGUAAUAUGAAAUUCAUGUGUGAUUUUUGGGAACUUCUAUGGAGAAUAUUGGAGAUUCAUAUAAUUAAAAUUGUUUUAUUCUCUGUCAUGUGUCUUGCAGUUUUUGAAAUAUGUGCUAGUCAUUUUAUCUUUGUAAUUUUAGUUGUCAUAGCUCUACCUAUAAGACCUAUUCAGUUACUUAUUUCUCAUUUUUGUGCAAUUUGGACAUCUAUUUUAUUACUUUCUAAAAUGAUUUACCAAUUGAAAUUUAUAGAUGAAGAUGAAACAAAUGUAAAUUGUUCUUGGACAAAACAUGGUUUGGUGCCAUGGGAUCCUACAGCACCCGGUAUGCUAAGUAGGAAAAUAAUGUGCAAGAAGAAGUCAGACAGUACUCUCACGAAAAGUGAUGUAAGAGUUGGUUUUGAAACAUUAAAAAUAUACAUGGGACCUGAGAAAGUGGGGUUAUUUGAGACUGUAGUUUCUUUUGAAGAUGUUGAGGCUACAGACAAGUCCCUGUUCAAUUUAUGGCACCAGAUGAAGACAGACAUCAUGAAUCAAGUAACAGCUGGAAACAACAGCAAAUCCUUCAACAAUAAUGAAUCAGAACANUGUUCUGAAGAUUAA
Molecule: messenger RNA, 1783 nt
Organism: Centruroides sculpturatus (bark scorpion)
Lineage: Eukaryota; Metazoa; Arthropoda; Arachnida; Scorpiones; Buthidae
Product: piezo-type mechanosensitive ion channel component-like
Exons: 9
Coding region: 83-1783 (566 amino acids)
Source: RefSeq, a predicted model, not a curated record